AUGCAUCUGAAAACAUUUCUACUCGCAGUAGCAUCCUCUUUACCUGUCAUUCGCGCCGUCAACCUCAAUCUAUUUUGGGACAUCUUCGACGACUUUUGCGACCCAACUAGCGCAUACGCUCAGUGUAGUGAUAUCGGAGCUGACACCUGUUGCGUGUAUGGAAGUCAAUUUUUUUCUGUCCAGGGUACUGGGCUAGACACCACUGGCGUCCCUGAUGUUGUUGCUGCAUUUAGUGGCGAUACCGGCCAAUGCGGGACUGCCUGUAAUUCUGGUGGUGGGAAUAACAUAGAGUGUGUGGAUUGUAAUACUGUCCUCAGCGGAGCCAUGUGGUACGUUUUUGGAUCAAAGAGGUCGGUUCCUGGCACCAUUUUGCAGACAGUCCAGCCUGACCGCGUUGGGCUGUAUGACACUGCUCUUGAUGCUCAUCGUCUUUUUGACAUCAGCGCCGGUGUUCCUAGCGAUGUCAUUGCAGAAUUGGAUUCAGCUCUCAAAAACAACACCAGGGUUGAGCAUUUGAGUGAUGCGGUUCUUUUUUAUGAGGUUCAGUAG
Messenger RNA from Talaromyces marneffei, 549 nucleotides. RefSeq lists its product as uncharacterized. The transcript is spliced from 2 exons. Bases 1 to 549 code for a protein of 182 amino acids. The record is from RefSeq and is a predicted model, not a curated record. Lineage: Eukaryota; Fungi; Ascomycota; Eurotiomycetes; Eurotiales; Trichocomaceae.